Purpureocillium lilacinum is the source of this 1650-nucleotide messenger RNA. RefSeq lists its product as uncharacterized. Lineage: Eukaryota; Fungi; Ascomycota; Sordariomycetes; Hypocreales; Ophiocordycipitaceae. The record is from RefSeq and is a predicted model, not a curated record.
AUGGACGCUGAGAGCGAAGUAUACGAUGUCAUCAUUGUUGGCGCAGGGCCCUGUGGUCUUGCCACGGCGGCUCGACUGCGCGAGCAUACGCCCGCCGCGCUCUUUACCGACGAGGAGCAUCGCCGAUACCACUGGAUCGGCAAGUAUGGCAGCAACGUCUCGCUCAAGCACGUGCGAAGCGGCAAGGUCUCCAAUAGAGGACGUGCGCGAGCGCGACCCGAGUACAAGAUGCUCGUACUCGACGCCACGGACGAGUCGUGGUUGGGCCGUUGGAGGCGGCUGUUUCGCACCUUUGACAUUUCUCACCUCCGCAGCCCGAUGCUCUGGCACGUGGACCCCUUGGAUCGAGACGCACUGCUGGCCCAUGCGUACCGCGAAGAGCGCGAGGGGGAGCUUGUGGAGAUUCGGAACUGCGUGGGCAAGGAGAUGAGCAAGCAUGCGAAAAAGAAGCUGGCCGGCAGCAAGGCCUGCGGGAAGAAGCAAGAGGCCAGGGUGGCCAUCAAUCUGCGAGAUCGCAACGACUACUACACCCCGUCGCAGUCCCUCUUCUGCGACAACUGCGACGACGUGGUCGCGCGAUACAACCUCGGCGCGGGCCUGGUUCAAAAAGGCGCCAUACACGACAUUGACUAUGGCGUGGUGAAUGGCGUUUCCAUCGACGACGAGAGGCUCUUCACCGUCACCACGGAUGGCGGCGUCCGUCGUUACGCCAAGGUCGUCGUCCUCGCAGUCGGUCCUGCCAAUGGCCCUCAACUGCCUCGCCUGCCCUCGAUGCCCACGAACCAAGCCCAGCUCCGGCAGGCCUGCCACAGCAUGCAGAUUCAAGAGUUUCCGGACCCUGUCGUCACUUCGCGCAUGCAGGCCGGCCGGCCGACGCAUAUCCUCGUCGUCGGCGGAGGUCUCACAUCCGCGCAGCUGUCAGACCUGGCGAUCCGCCGCGGCGUCACCAAGGUCUGGCACAUGAUGCGCGGCCCCUUGCGCAUCAAGCAUUUUGACGUGGACUUGCAGUGGAUGGGCAAGUACAAGAACGCGGAGCAGGCGCGGUUCUGGACGGCAGACUCGGACGAGGAGCGGCUGGCCAUCAUCAAGGAGGCUCGUGGCGGCGGAAGCAUCACGCCCUUGUUCAACAAGCGGCUCAAGAAGCACAUUGCAGCAGGCAAGUUGGCGCUUUUUGAGAGGACCUCCCUGAGCGAUGUCUGCUUUGAAGAGUCGGACUGCGAGGCAGACGGAGCGGGCCGUUGGACCGUGUCGACGGAGCCUCCCGUCGACGGCCUGCCAGCCUUUGACUACAUCUACUUUGCCACGGGCAUCCAGACAGACUUCCGGACGUUGCCGUACCUGCGUUGCAUGCUGAACAAGCACCCCAUCCAAGGCUUCGGCGGCUUUCCCUGUCUAAACGAGGACCUGAUGUGGGCGGACGGCGUGCCGUUGUUCGUGGCCGGAAGGCUGGCGUCGCUGCAGCUCGGCCCGGCGGCGCCCAACAUUGGCGGUGCGAAGCUCGGCGCGGAGAGGAUUUCCUGGGCCAUUGAGGAUCUGAUCAAGCCAUCCGGGUGGGAAGCUGACGGCGGGCGGGAGGACCGGGCGAGCGGAGGGAUGGCGGGAUACCUGUCAGGACACGAUAACCGGUUCUCGUGCCUUGCGGGCGUCUGA